UGACUUCCAAGUUGGUUGUCCUUGAAGAGCGGUUUGGUGAAAGUGAGCUGCACUGGAAUGUACUUUCCCUCUCGUUCUCACCGGAGAACCUUUCACUUCAAACUAUGUAUUUGCAGCUCAUGGAACGCCAUUCUGGCAGCAUGAUUAUGAAGUUCAUUCUCAGCUUCUGUAAUAGAAGAAAGAAAACAGUUUUAUUCCUCGAGAUAUUCACCCACGGUCGCAUCGGUCAUUGCCAAAGGUGAAUUCCCACCAUCGCACUUUUCAUGAAUAAAUUUUCUUCCAACUCCGUUUUCGCUCCUCCACUGUGCAACACCUUCCUUCGCAAUCACAAUCCACAAGUCGCAACCAUGAGCAUGAAACAGAUCGAGCCCUACGUCCGGCGUUGCCCCAUAGCUACGUCCUUUCCCGCACCACAGACGCCAUUCAUCUACUACUUCUUGUACGACGGAUAUUAUAACUGCGAGGAGUUUGAGAAGCUCUUCCCUCGUGCAACGAAGGUAGGACUUGCAUGUCUCCAAGGUUGGGUAUGGCACAUCAAUGUCAAAGGGAAACAAAACAUCCGGAAGAUGUUCUACAACGGCGAAGACCCUUCUCAAAACGGCAUCAGAAGCAUUACUUACGGCUGGGUAUAUCGCGUUGUGAAGGAGGACGAAGGAAGCUUGCAUGGCAAAUACGGGGUCGAUCGAGUCAGAAUGGGACAAUGCGUCACUGUAAAGCAUCCCUACCUCCCAAGUGCCGUCGCUGGACUCCCCGUGAUUCUUUACUGGGACCCUCGCAACACCCGGGAUGGAUGGAACUGGAAUAAAUGGAGCAGCAGCGAAGCAGAACAACUCAAAUGGAAGAAAGCAGCUGCUUCAUUGAGAGGAGCCGGUGUCCCGAAGUGGUACAUCGAGCACGUCCUAGAUACUGUGAAGAGGGCCAAGCCAUACCACACAAUCCACGACAACUACACAGCUGAGGACAGUACGAUCUAUUUCAACCCUCAGGACCUACAUUAUACUCCUCCAACCACUUUCACGCUACCUGCCCCGCUGCGGCCAUACAGUAGUCAAGGACGAAUUCAAGGACAGGCCACUAUCGGCAGAGCGGUAAAAGCAAUACCCAGAUCACAACCAACCCCUUCUGGGCCCAAGUCGGUUUCUAGACCCCCAUCAAUUGCUCGACCACAAUCAACUACCGUUCCGCAAUCAGUUUCCCGACCCCAAUCAAGUCCUCGACCACACUCAGCUACCGGACCACAAUCUGCCAACCCACAAUCCGGUGCCAGAGCUCGGCCAACAAAUCAGCGAUCCACCAUUCCGCCUCCAACAGGUCCUGGCCCGAACGUCAAGGUGGUGAAGAAGAGAAAGUCGGAUUCUAGCGACGAUGGAGGACAGCCACUGAAGAAGCCAAUGAACAAGAAGCCGCCCCCCGGUCCUAGUAACCUUCGCCACGGAACCCACGCUUGAUCGGUGAUAUCUGGGUGGGCUGAAUCGACUUGUACACUUUCUACGCCAGGAUGGAGGGAUGGAGGGAACGCACCUUGUAUCAUAUUUGAGGAUAAUGCAGAUCAUUGAGACAAGUUCUUCGUGGAACAUAAAUC
Hyaloscypha bicolor E is the source of this 1582-nucleotide messenger RNA. RefSeq lists its product as uncharacterized. The transcript is spliced from 2 exons. NCBI's taxonomy places the organism in Eukaryota, Fungi, Ascomycota, Leotiomycetes, Helotiales, Hyaloscyphaceae. The record is from RefSeq and is a predicted model, not a curated record. Bases 264 to 1448 code for a protein of 394 amino acids.